AGUCGCUAGAGGGCGCGCAAUCAGUCUGAACAAACGCCACAACAAUCUUUUUAUUAGUGAUUUCGACGAGUCAUGAACGGUAACUCGAACGGAAAUUCGGCGGUAAUCGAAGAAUUACAAUGGGAGGUGGGACUAGUGAAUUUAGCCGGUAGGUAUCUUACGGCAGAACAAUUCGGAUUCAAGAUAAAUGCCUCGGCGACAUCUUUAAGAAAGAAACAACGCUGGGUUAUUGAACACGGUGAAGAAGAUGUUGUCUAUAUUAGGUCUCACUUGGGUCGUUACUUAAGCGGCGACAAAAAAGGCAAUGUCACUUGUUGUUCGGAGACGAAGGGACAGCAAGAACAAUUCGUUAUUGAAUAUUGCCCUAAGAACUCCGGAAGAUGGGCAAUUCGAAACCGGUAUACAUCCUAUUACUUUGGAGGCAACGAAGACUUUUUGCAGUGCUAUGAGAAAGAACCAACUUCCGCCGAAUGGUGGAGUGCUCAUCUAGCCGUUCAUCCACAAAUUAAUUUACGAAACGUCAAUAGAAAGACAUUCGCUAGACUAGAACACGAUAGUCUUGUCUGCAGUGAGACCAUCCCUUGGGGUUGUGACAGUUUAAUCACUAUUGAAUGGAAAGGUAACGAAAAAGAAGCAAAAUACGCUGUUAAAUCAGCUGAUAACCGGUAUUUGCAAAACAACGGAGAACUUUCACAGAAUUCAUCUUCGGCAACUCUCUAUCGAAUAGAGUUAAGAUCUGGGCAAAAUGGAGGUCUGGCUUUUAAAGACAAGGACGGAAAAUAUCUUACAGCAGUUGGCAAAGGAAAAAUACAAGCCAAAAAUAAGACCAUAAGCCGUGACGAAUUGUUCGUACUCCAAGAUAGUCAUCCUCAAGGAGUAGUGACCGCGCAUAAUGGCAAGAAUGUGUCAAUUAGGCAAGGUGUAUCCUUAUCGGCUAAUCAAGAACGAACGGAAGAUGAGGAGACACAUCAAAUUGAAUUUGAUAAGGGAACUGGUGGAUGGUUGUUUAGAGCUGGAAACGGAAAAUUGUGGACGGUUGUCUCGGCUGGUAUUGAGGCCACAGCUAGUAAAAAAAGUAUUGAGACCCUAUUCGACCUAGAAUACUUCUCCGAUGGAUGGAUGGCUGUUAAAGCAAGGGCUAACGAUAAGUACCUCACUGCCAGGGGAACAGGAAGUUUAUCUGCCUCUAGUUCCUACAAGGACGGAGAUACUGAAAGGUUUUUAUUCACUAUGAUUAACCGACCUAUAAUUGUGCUACGUACUGAAUACGGAUUCAUGGGGUGUAAAACGGUGAAUAAUCCAAAAAUUGAAUGUAAUAAGACUUCUUACGAUACUCUUUAUCUGGAGACCGUAAAUGGGCAAUACUUUAUCAAAGCAAUGACGAACGGUGAAUAUCAUUAUUGGGCAGUUGCAACUGACAACAGCCUAAACGCCGAUUCCAGCGAACCUUAUCCAUUCUAUUUGGAACACUCGUCACAAAGUAAAUUCGUUAUAAGAACGCCGGAAAACGUUUAUCUGAAGUGUGAACAAAACGGAACAGUUACGGCAAAGGCGAGCAGACAAACCGCUACACAAAUCGAAUAUUAG
Dimorphilus gyrociliatus is the source of this 1587-nucleotide messenger RNA. The record is from the annotation of a GenBank genome assembly. Lineage: Eukaryota; Metazoa; Annelida; Polychaeta; Dinophilidae.